Messenger RNA from Entelurus aequoreus (snake pipefish), 2059 nucleotides. RefSeq names its product transmembrane protein 39A (gene tmem39a). Gene Ontology annotation, biological process: negative regulation of autophagosome maturation; negative regulation of autophagosome assembly. Gene Ontology annotation, cellular component: endoplasmic reticulum membrane. The coding region runs from base 328 to 1806 and encodes 492 amino acids. The record is from RefSeq and is a predicted model, not a curated record. Lineage: Eukaryota; Metazoa; Chordata; Actinopteri; Syngnathiformes; Syngnathidae. The transcript is spliced from 9 exons.
GCGGUGCGGGCUUGCCACGUCGCUGUUGUGUGUCAACAUGAUUCUUCUUCUUCUCUUUUCUCUUCUUCUCCUCGCAGCCUUGCGAUAACUUUUAAAAACAAGAAGCUUUUUUUUUUUUUUUUUUUUUUUCGCUCCCCAGGGCGGAUCUCCUCCAGCAGCCACACCGAGUCGUCGUCGCUCACCUCCCCGCCGCCAUAGUCGCUCUUGUCGGGUGUGGAGGUGCUGGAAUGUUCGCUCCCGUCUGGACCUGAUGCGUCCUCACUGGCUUCAUUGAGGAGCGAGGGGGGGAAGUCCCAGCGCCGGGGGUUGCCACGGUAACCGGCGACCAUGCCAGGGGGUCGCAGGGGUCCCAGCAGACAGCAGUUGACCCGCUCCGCCUUGCCCUCCCUGCAGACUCUGGUCGGAGGCAACGUGGGCAACGGCACGGGCUGCAGGAACAGGAACAGUAACUCGGUGGGUCUGUCCGCACCACCCAUCUCAGCCCUCAUAACGCCAGAGCCCGUCCGCCACUCGAGGAUUCCCGAGCUCCCGCUGGACAGUAACCUGCUCUUCGAGUUCCUCCUCUUUUUUUACUUGCUGGUGGCCUUGUUUGUCCAGUACAUCAACAUCUACAAGACCGUGUGGUGGUACCCAUACAGCCACCCGCCGGCCUCUACCUCACUCAACUUCCAUCUGAUGGACUACCACCUGGCCAUCUUCAUCACCGUCAUGUUGGCCAGGAGGCUGGUGUGGAAGAUAGUUUCCGAGGUGUCUCAGAGCAGCAGGGGCUCCAUUGUGGGCUACGUGGUCCUGAUCGCCGCCAGGCUCUGUCUUCUCACCUUGUGUGGCUGGGUUCUCUGCUGGACCCUGGUCAACCUCUGCAAGAACCACUCGGUCCUCAACCUGCUCUUCAUAGGAUACCCGUUUGGCGUGUACGUGCCACUCUGCUGUUUCCACCAGGAGGGCCCCAAGAGCCAGACGUCUGCGGCGGACUGCGACUACUCGCCCGACCAGCAGCAGCUGGAUCUAGCAGAGACCCCCUUCUUUCGGCCCCGGGACUUCCUCUUACUCCUGCGGGAGAACCUGAGGGAACAGUUCUCUGCGGCCCCGCACAUGCCCACACACACCUGCCCGCCGCACACCCACACCCACACCCCCGAGAUGAUCCGCUCGGAGGUGGAGGAGCUGAAGAGCGACUUCAACCGGCGGAUCAAGGAAGUGCUCUUCAACUCGCUGUUCAGCGCCUAUUACGUGGCCUUUUUGCCGCUCUGCUUCGUGAAGAGCACGCAGUAUUACGACAUGCGCUGGUCAUGUGAGCACCUGAUCAUGGUGUGGAUCAACGCCUUUGUGAUGCUGAUGAACCAGCUGCUGCCUCCCAGCUACUGCGACCUGCUGCACCGCUCCGCCGCUCACCUGGGCCGAUGGCAGAAGUUGGAGCACGGCUCUUACAGCAACGCACCUCAGCACUUGUGGUCAGAAGGUGCUAUCUGGCCUCCGGGAGUGUUGGUACGACACAAUCGCUGCGUCUAUAAAGCAGUUGGAGCCUAUAAUGUCGCUCUGCCCUCCGAUGUUUCACAUUCAAGAUUUUAUUUUCUGUUCCACAAGCCGUUGCGGAUCCUGAACCUGCUGAUCUGGAUCGAGUCCAGCGUGGUCCUGUACCAGUUGUACUCCCUGCUGCGCUCGGAGCGCUGGAACAACACUCUGUCUCUGGGCCUGAUCCUCUUCUGCAACUACUACGUCCUCUUCAAGCUGCUGAGAGACCGCCUGGUGCUGGGUAAGGCCUACUCCUUCCCUCUGGCCCACAGUCUGGCCUUCAAGGCGCACUGACGCCGGCCCUCGGACUCCCGCCUCUUUUGAUACCGUUCGAUUUUUCAUGCAAUGUUUGUAUAAAACCUAUUUAAGAAUAUUUUAUUUUGUAUACUAUUAGGAGUUACGCCGGGCAUUCAUUCAUUCAUUCGUUAGCACAGCAACAUGCUGUUGUUGUUGCCUGGCGACCAAAGAGGAAAUACGUGCAAGUUGCCAAGCAACCGCUGACUACAUUUGGAAUUUCACUUACUAAUAAAAACAGUCCAACUUUUCA